AUCCAACAACACGAGCGUUACUCGUCGUAAGCGCGGGCUUGAAAACACAUCACUAAAUCAAAUUUAAACCCCUCCUUUCAGUUCCGCCUUAACCGCCUCUCUCAAACCCUAGCCUAGGGUUUAUAUCUCACUCACCUAUACUUACACCCAUACUUACACAACUCCUCCUUACUCAUGGACUUUGGCCGCAAGCGAGGCAGACAAGACGCCGUUUGGAACGGCGCAACCAAGAGAUCUCGGGAUGAAACGGACUCUUUUGGAACUGGUGUAGGAAGCAAAUCAAAGCCUUGCAUGAAGUUCUUCAGCACUUCCGGAUGCCAGUUUGGAGAAGGGUGUCAUUUCCUGCACUAUGUUCCUGGGGGCUUUAGCGCACUAGGACAGAUGGGAAACAUGGGACCAGGCGCAAGAAAGCCAGCUCCACCAACAUAUGCAGAUGGUCCUGCUCCAGCUAUCAAAACUAAGCUCUGCAACCAAAUCAACACCCCAGAAGGAUGCAAGUUCGGUGAUAAGUGUCGCUUUGCUCAUAGUGAGAUGGAGCUUGGUAGGCCAGGUUUGUCAGCUUAUGAAGAUCCUAGAGCCAUGCGAGCUCCAAUGGGUGGGGCCUAUGGUGGGCGGGUAGACCCAUCUCCACCUGGGCUAGCUGCUGCUGCUAACUUUGGUGCAUCAGCAACGGCCAAGAUAAGCAUUGAUGCAUCACUAGCUGGAGCUGUUAUUGGGAAAGGUGGUGUGAACUCAAAGCAAAUAUGCCGCAUGACAGGGGUGAAGUUUGCCAUAAGAGACCAUGAUACAGAUCCUAAUCAGAAGAAUGUUGAACUUGAAGGAAAUUUUGAUCAGAUCAAAGAUGCUAGUGGUAUGGUACGUGAACUCAUCAUGAGAAUUGGUGCCUCUGCGAGAGGCCCUGUGAGAACCCCUAUGGCUAUGCCUGGACAGGCUCCUCCAGCAAGCAAUUUCAAGACCAAGGUGUGUGAAAAUUUUACCAAGGGGUCGUGUACUUUCGGUGAUAGGUGUCACUUUGCUCAUGGAGCCGAGGAGCUGCGGAAGACGGCAAUUUGAGCAGUAAUCAUUUGUGCUAGUCGCUUGAUUGUUUGAUAACGUGUUUUUAAUGGGAUACAACUUUUUUGACAGAAAAAUUGUGUUUGUGAUAGUGUCAGCAUUUUUCAUUUUGGAUAAGUUUAAUAAGUUCACAAAAUUUAGACUCUGCAGUUAAUGACAGUUUCUGCUUCUGGUCAA
Messenger RNA from Daucus carota subsp. sativus, 1230 nucleotides. Its product is annotated as zinc finger CCCH domain-containing protein 14. Gene Ontology annotation, molecular function: mRNA binding; metal ion binding. The record is from RefSeq and is a predicted model, not a curated record. Lineage: Eukaryota; Viridiplantae; Streptophyta; Magnoliopsida; Apiales; Apiaceae. The coding region runs from base 175 to 1053 and encodes 292 amino acids. The transcript is spliced from 3 exons.